UGUGUGUGGUGUGUGUGCGAAUGUGUGUGCGUCUGAAGGGUUUCGGAUUGGAGAUGCAUAAAGAAAGGGCAGUUUCGAGGAAGUGACGGACGACGCACAGUGGUCUGGUCAGAGGAAGUUUGUUCGAUGCUUGCGCCGUGCUGUUGAAGGAAACUUUUCACUCCAGUGAGCGCCAGAAGCACCCGUGGAUCGGGUCGGACGGAUCCAGCGCGGCGGAGGGAGCUUUUGUUUUCCCUUCACACUUAGCAGCACUGAGGAAUAACUUGAGGUCGGGAGAAAGAGGGGCUCGCACAGGAAUUUCACUCCCAUAACCGACCCCCUCCCCUUUUUCCUUCUUUUCCCCGCGCCUCCUUUGAUUUCUUUCUGGGAUCCGCGAUGGGAAAGGAGCAGGAGCUUCUUGAAGCGGCGCGCACGGGAAACCUGGCUGCCGUGGAGAAGCUUUUAUCCGGGAAGCGACAGUCCGCUGGCGGAUCGUCUGGGACCGGUGGAAGCGGCAACAGCGGUGGCCACGGCGCCUCCUCUCAUCCGCUCUCCAGUCUGCUCAGUAUCUGGAGAGGCCCCAAUGUGAAUUGCGUGGACAGCACUGGAUACACCCCUCUUCACCACGCCGCCCUUAAUGGACACAGCGAGGUGGUGGAGGUGCUGCUAAGAAACGAGGCUCUGACUAACAUCGCAGACAACAAGGGCUGCUAUCCUCUCCAUCUGGCUGCGUGGAAGGGAGAUGAACAUAUCGUAAAACUUCUCAUUCACCAAGGACCUUCACACCCCAAACUCAACGAGCAGAGCUCUGUAGACCAUAAAGAGUUCAAACGCUGUGGGCCCUUUGACCCCUAUAUUAAUGCCAAGAACAAUGACAACGAGACACCGCUGCACUGUGCUGCCCAGUACGGCCACUCUCAGGUGGUGCGGCUGCUGCUGGAGGAACUCACUGAUCCCACCAUGAGGAAUAACAAGUUUGAGACUCCGCUGGACCUGGCAGCACUGUACGGCCGCCUGGAGGUUGUCAAACUGCUGCUCAGUGCCCAUCCUAAUCUGCUCAGCUGCAACACCAAGAAACACACACCACUACACCUGGCCUCUCGCAACGGACACCUACCCGUAGUGGAGGUGUUACUAGAUGCUGGAAUGGACAUUAACUAUGAGACAGAGAAAGGCAGUGCCCUCCACGAAGCCGCUCUGUUUGGGAAGACUGAUGUGGUGCAGAAGCUUCUCUGUGCAGGGAUCGACGUGAACAUCGUCGACCAGAAGGGCCUGACAGCGCUGGACAUUGUCAAGGAUAUGCCCUCUCAGAAAAGCAAACAGAUAGCUGCCCUGAUCCUUGGUCAUAUGACUGGAAAACCCCCUGAUAUUGAUCUUCCCCCUCCACCGGUGCCUCCACCUCAGGAGAGCCCCAGCCCACGGAAAAAGGGUGACCUGGAGAAAGUCAGUGAGCUAAUCUCGGGGCUGGCCCUGGGGCCCGAGGAGGAGAGCCCAUAUGAAGCUCUGUUUGAGGCCACUUCUUGCCACUCUUUAGACAGCCUCACCAGUGGGAAGUCCUCUGACAGAGACUCGGGAAGGCCUGAUAGUGAAGCUGGAAAGAAAGAUCGCCUGGUUCUCUCGUCACAUCCUGGCCCUGGUAAUGAAGAGGAGGUGAGCUCAGAGGCCCUGUAUACUAGCAGCAGUGCUGAUGAGAAAAGGGAGCCAGCAGAGGAGGAGGAUCACACAUAUGAGUUGUUGCUGACUGCAGAGACAAAAAUCCCACCACCACCUAGCCAUGAGCCCCACUCAUAUAAAAAUGACAGUACCACUAUACAGUCUUCCAACAGUGUCCUACCUCAGCAUAAACCUUCUGCCCCAAACGACCUUAGAGCCCCAAGUAAGACGAAAGACACCUUGCACCCUCCAGGAAGAGUGGGCUCAGGGGCGCCGGGAGAUCACUCUCAGCUCAGCCAGGACCAGGAAGCAGGUGUACCAGAGCAGUUCACAGGCCUCCUACACGGAUCUUCUCCUGUCUUUGAGAGCCGUGAGGAGUGCUUCCGGCUUCCAGGUGUUCUGCCACCCAACCAAGACCAGCCAGAAACAAAAAAGAGGGCCAAAGCUAAAGAGGGAGUGACGGCAGCUGCACCGCCACCUAGCCGUCCUAGCAUGGCCGCCAUCCUGACAGACUGUGAUCCAAAAGCAAUUUAUGCUACUGUGAACAAGGAGCCCAGGGACUCGGUGGCUGGUGCUGUAUCUGCUGUCAAGAUGCGCCCUCCUGGGGACCUGAAGCUGGCACGCAGCCUGUCCAAGUCUGACUCAGACUUGCUCGUGUCGCCUCCUAAUGAAGAGGAAGGAGGAUUGGGAAACCGUAGCGAGUCUGUUUCUAACUGUAGCACGGCUAAGAAGAGACUUGAGAAAUCUCCCUCUUUCACCUCAGAAUGGGAUGAGAUCGAGAAGAUGAUGACUAUGAUCGGUGCAGGCAUUGAUUUUUCCAGAGAUCAGCAAUACGCUACACCAGCAGGUGCUGCAGGCCGGCUGCUGGACCAGCCCGUGGGAGACUGGCUGGAGCAUGUGGGUCUGCCGCAGUACGAGAGCAAACUACUCCUGAAUGGAUUCGACGACCUUCACUACAUGGGGAGCAAUGUAAUGGAGGACCAGGACUUGAGAGAGAUUGGAAUCACAGAUCCGAGCCACAGAAAGAAGAUCCUGCACGCAGCACGUUCCUUUCCAAAGGUGAAAGCGCUCGGCUGUGACGGCAGCAACUCCCUGUCCUCCUGGCUGGAGAAUCUGGGCCUGCAUGAGUACUUGCAAAACUUCCUGUCCAGCGGCUACCGCACUCUGGACUGCGUCAGAAACCUGUGGGAGCUGGAGAUUGUCAAUGUGCUAAAAAUUAGCCUACUUGGUCACAGGAAACGCAUCAUCGCUUCCUUAGCGGAGAGGCCUUAUGAAGAGCCUCCUGUCAAACCUCCUCGUUUGUCUCAGAUCAGGUGCCAAGACCUGCCGGGAUCCCAGACUUCAUCUCCCAUGAGUCAGAUGGAGCCCUACACAGGACGCUCAAUGGACCCUCUGCUGCCUGCAGGCGAGCCAGGGAGGAAAAAAGCACAAGAAAAUGACUAUGACGUUACCCAAAGAUAUCGCAGCGAACGACACAGGCCUCCUGAGCGACAUGAAGACUGGCAACGAGAGCCCCGCCUGACCUUGCGGCCACCUAGUCUAGCAGCACCGUACGCCCCGGUUCAGAACUGGCAUCACCAACCGGAGAAACUCAUCUUUGAAUCCUGCGCUUAUGAAGCUAGUUAUCUUGGUUCCAUGCUUAUUAAGGAACUAAGGGGCACUGAGUCCACGCAGGAUGCUUGUGCCAAAAUGCGGAGGUCAACAGAGCAAAUGAGAAAAGUCCCGACUAUCGUCCUUUCAAUCACAUACAAGGGUGUGAAGUUUAUCGAUGCAGCCAACAAGAACAUCAUUGCAGAGCACGAGAUCCGUAACAUUUCUUGUGCAGCCCAGGACCCAGAGGACUUGUGCACAUUUGCCUACAUCACUAAGGACCUGCAGACCAGCCACCAUUACUGCCAUGUCUUCAGCACAGUAGAUGUGAACCUGACCUAUGAGAUUAUACUGACACUGGGCCAGGCAUUUGAGGUAGCAUAUCAGCUGGCUCUGCAGGCCCAGAGGACCAAACCGCACCAGAGCGUCCCAGCUGGAUCUGGAUCAGAGGUCAUUGAGACCAAGUCCAGCAAACCUGUGCCCAAACCGCGAGGCAGCAUACGCAAAACAGCGGGGGACAUCGUGGACCAGGAAGGCGAUUCUCAGUCCCAGGGUAGUGCCACGUGGCUCAUGGACCCCAAGGAAUCCAAGCGCACUAUCAGCACUAAGCGACGGCCGCUCUGAGGCUUUUCACUCUGACGUUCCAACUCCUGACUUCACCGAGUGCUGAGAAAACUGAUUUUUACCACAGCCAAGAGUGACCCACUGCACACAUCCUGUACCUGGAUGGACAUGUUUCCUGAACUGUGAAACUGAUCCUGUAAUUCUAUGCAUCAGUCGGACUGUAGCAUGUUUAUGUUCGCAGGGAUGCAGGUGUUAUUGAGGUUAAAUAAGAUCAAUUAAGGGCAAGGCUUUUUUUUUUCUUUCUUCUUCUUCUUCUUCUUCUUACAGUCAGCUGCCUGCUUAAAGCCAAAAGAGGCCAAGAUCCUAGCACUGUGAUAUGAUCCUUUUGAUGCUAAUGAAGUAAGCAUUUUGGGGUGGGGUUUCUAGAGAGGAUCAGAGGGACAGAAUAGGGCACAGAGGCAGAUAUGGAUCUGCAUGUUAGUGGUCCUUGCUCCAAAAAGACAGCUCAAACUAAUUCAAAACUGGCAUGCUCUCAACUAUCAGUCAGGAUUUAAACCCAAUGCUUCAUCUGAAGCGAACUAACUACACCUAAGCACUUUCAUAAAAUCCCCAAGUUUGAAAGAAUAAGUGCAUUUUCCCCUGUCUCUUUUUUUUCCUUUCACAACAAAUGCCUUCAGUGUUCAUCCUGUCAGCAUUGCCUUUCCCCCCCCCAGUCAUACCAGGUUAAUGUUUCACAGAUGCUUGGUGAAAAGAGUUAAUCAUUACGAAGGACGUAAUCCAUCACUAUAGUGCUGUUUGUGUCCGCCGGUUUUACUUUAUUUUAACUCCACUGCUUUGUUUGCGUGUGUCUGUGUCCCUUCCCUGUAGCUGACACUGUGGCCAAUCCCAGACAGUGAGAAAAGGACAGGAAUGAGCCCUGUUGAGUGGUGGGUAGGAUGUUUUGCUGGAUCAUUGCCCCACUUCUCACCGAGCAGAUCACAUCAGCAGUCGGAUUGUGCCCACAGUUACACACGGGCCUGGAGAAUAAGACGGAUGUAAACCUUUCGGCAACGCAACACGCUCCCCCGGUUCAUCAGACUUCUCCAACUUCAUCACCCUGCACGCACACACGCACGCACCCCCCUCCAUUUAACUUGUCGAUGCUUAGAAAAGUGAUGGUUGUUCCGUGCGACAUUAGAGACAGAUGUAUUUGUUAUGUUGUGUGCAUUUCCUCCGAAAUGAAUCAUCACGUCCCUCACUGAGAGUUGGUGUUUAUCGUUUCAGGAAAUGUACCUGCCGUUUUCAAAGCAGAACUUGUAGUUAAAGGGGAAGUUGCUGCAGAGAUGAGGAACAUUCACUUUUUAUUAUGAAACAAACUGUCAGACAAGAGACCUCACACUGUAGGUACACACUUCUUCCUGGGUUGUUUGUCCUGUAUCCAAACAUUUUAGCUUCUUUCAUCACCGUCAGCUUGCAUACAUGUGUAACUGUGAUAAACAAUGUAAUCUUGCAUGGGAGGAGCUCUCUUACCAAACUCAAGGGGCAAAGAAACUGACACUAAAAGACUGUUUUAUAUUGAAAUAACGGGGGAUGGUGUUUAUUUUACUUUUUGCGUGAGUGUGUGUGUGUGUGGGUGGGCGUUUACUUUUUUAUAGGACUAUGAUUUGUCCUAAUGCUGGAACUGGAUCAGGUGUGGUUCUUUCUCUCCUUCCCUGCCCCUUUGUUCAGUUAAUCUCGACAAGAUUAUUCACCAAACCUGCCAUGCAGGCCGGUACGACUCUAGAUUUAUAGCUGCAGACAAGAACAAUAGGGCACGGCAUGUUUCUCUAGCUAACUCCUAAUAUGUUGACUGUUAAUGGUACUGUUUGGUCCACCAAUCUGUAUAUGGGUGCAUAGUCGGCUCAUUUUGAUUUAACUCUUGUAUAUGUGGUACAUUUUUAUCCGGCCAGUACGAUAACUCUAUGGUACACUGUCUUCAGCGCGCUGGUGUCAGCACCUUUAGCCAUCAGCCUGGUCCUGUUCUGCUUUUGCACAUUGCUGAGGAUCAGGAAAGAUAUUUUGGGACUAAUCUGAUGACAACAAUGAUGAGAAUGAUAUUGUACAUGAAUCUAGCGGUCUGUAUUUUGAUACUUGAAUGAUUUUUGUUUUUAUAGAUAUCUAUAUAUAUGUAUGUAUGUAUAUGUAUGUACGUAUGUAAUUUUUGACAUUUGUCAAAAAAGAGAAAAGGACUGUCUUAUAAAGUUAAACAUAUCGUGAAUAAAUACCCUGUGAUUUAAAAAAACAUUAAAAAAAGAAGGCUGAGAACAUGACUCACAAGAGGGACCUCACUUCAGAGAAAAAGAUUGUAAAUAAUCUUGGGCUUCCAGUCUUUUUUAUGAUUAUUUUUCAUAAUUGUACAACUAAUAAAUGGUACAGUUAGAAUCGUUG
Molecule: messenger RNA, 6192 nt
Organism: Pelmatolapia mariae (spotted tilapia)
Lineage: Eukaryota; Metazoa; Chordata; Actinopteri; Cichliformes; Cichlidae
Product: ankyrin repeat and SAM domain-containing protein 1A-like
Exons: 27
Coding region: 376-3846 (1156 amino acids)
Biological process (GO): ephrin receptor signaling pathway
Cellular component (GO): cytosol
Molecular function (GO): ephrin receptor binding
Source: RefSeq, a predicted model, not a curated record